Didymodactylos carnosus is the source of this 312-nucleotide messenger RNA. The record is from the annotation of a GenBank genome assembly. NCBI's taxonomy places the organism in Eukaryota, Metazoa, Rotifera, Eurotatoria, Philodinida, Philodinidae.
AUGAGCGGUACCUACAACAGUAUUCAUUAUGAUCAAGAGUUAUGGGGACCGGAAGAUGUCUACACAUUUGUACCUGAACGUCAUUUAACGAAACGACAUUCAAUGGCAUAUAUGCCAUUUGGUGUUGGACCACGUAAUUGUGUUGGUAUGCGAUUUGCAUUCAUGGAGAUGAAAAUGGUUUUAACCAAAUUAUUAAAAGACUACACAAUCGUUAAAUGUGAUAAACUAGAGUCACAUAUUAAAAUACAGGAAAUUGCUCUUAUUAUUGCACUACAAGAAAUUUGGAUUAAAUUACAAAAACGUGAACAUUAA